UUCCUGAUGAAUAAUCUGCCUGUUAGCAGCAGAUAGAUUCUCAUUGUUUGCCACUUCCACUUUCCAGUAAUGAGAACGAUUACUUGACCAAUAUCUAGCCAGUUUCUGCCGAAGUUGUGGAAAAACCUACAGUUUGUCAUAGCAAAAUUUUUCAAAUCAAAACUUCUGUGGAGCUUUAGGACUGUGAGGCAUAACCAACCAGAGCUGAUGAUCACUUUAUUUCUAUAACUAGGUGACCGCUCUCCAACGACAAGAUGUAUUUCACUGUGCUGGUGAUUCUCUUACACUGUCCAAGUCUAAAAGCUCAAGACGAUGUUAUUACCAUCAACAAAGUUGAACUCACUGUGCCAUCCCAGAAAGUGAAGAAUGGAAUGUCAAUUGAACUCACCUGUAUUGUGGAUGUUAGCAAAAGCGCCAGCUUCCAGAUGCAGCACACGUUUUUAUUUUACAAGGAUGACAGUCUUCUGCAUAAUACCACGUCGGAGCAAAAUAGAACACGUUACAAAAUAUCACCAGCUCGAUUUGCAGAUUCGGGAAUCUAUAAGUGCAUUGUGGAGGCAAACAGGAAGACUAAAAGCAGCAAUGAUUUGGAGGUUCGAGUUGAGGGGCUGUGCCAGCCAAAACUGACUGCCCUGAAAAGAGAAGUAACAGAGGGUGAAGUUGUGACUUUACGGUGUGAAGUACCAGAAGAAAAGCCUCCCUUCAUUUUCUUGUUCAAUAAAAUAUCAUCAAAUCAACAGUCACAAGAGAAAAGGAAGCAAGAAUUAAAAGAAAACUUUGCAUCUGUUGAAUUUCCUGUUGAAGAGAGGGAUCGAAUAUUGCGUUUUCAAUGUAUUGCCCGGGUUAAUUCAGUAUUCGGUUCUGAAACGUCAGAGCCCAGUAACAUGACAAUUGUUACAGUUGUGGAACCGUUUUCACAUCCUAAACUGACAUCCAAGUCCCCAUGGAAUGUUACAGAAGGAGACAGAAUUGACAUUGUGUGCACAACGAUUCUAGCCCGUCCAUAUGAAAUUGAAAUCCUCAUCCAGAAAGACAGAAGGAUACUGAACAGUACACAAGGUCAGAAUUCUGUGACCUACUCUGCAAUAGCCACAGUGGAGCACAAUGGCAAUUACACAUGCAAAGUAGAACUGGGGAGAGUGUCCAAAACCACCAGCAUGAACAUUGUUGUGUCAGAGUUGUUUGCCAAGCCAAUAUUGACUCCCUCUUCGACUGACCUGGAUGAAAAUAAGAGCUUAAGCCUGUGGUGCCAUAUUAAUGGCUCCCCUAAAGCAAACUUCUCUAUUGUAAAGAGACCUCCGGAGAAUGGCAUCUUAUUGAAAACUUCCAGCAACAUCACUAUUCAAGCCCAGGUGAAUGACACCGGGUCCUAUGUUUGUAGGGCUGAGAUAAAAGGAAUCAUCAAGGAGAGUAACCCUGUACAGAUAACUGUUUACGCUCCAGUUUCAGAGCCAGUUCUUUCUGUUGCCAACUCAUCCAUGGAGAUGGUGUUAGGGGAGACCCUACUUCUACGCUGUCAAUCCAUGUUUGGAACUCCACCUAUAAACUAUACGCUCUUCAGAGGAAACAGACUUAUUGACACCAUCACAGUAUAUAAUAAUACAUAUGCUGAAUUCAGGGACAGACAAACUAAAUUAAAUAAUCUGAGAGAAUACAGAUGCGAAGCUAGCAACCGUCACUCCUAUGCGAACAAAAGUAGCUACAAGAUGAACAUCACGGUGAUAGCUCCUGUUAGGAACAUAAGCUUUGGAAGUUUACCCCAUGGGGAAGUGGAAGAUGGUGGAGAGAUCAACUUUCUUUGCGUUGUAGGCGAAGGAUCUUUGCCAAUCAACUUCACAAUUUUCAAACAAAACGAGCAGACACCUUUAUUUUAUGAAAGCAUAAUGGAAACCAGAGUCCUCUGGCAGAAGAAAUCAUUGAGCAAGCAGGACGCAGGGAAAUAUUUUUGCGAAGCCUCCAACGAGCCAGUAACUGAGCGAAGCAACUUGCUAACCGUUAAAGUUGUCCUUGCUUCAUGGCAGAAAGGGUUUAUCGCAUUAUUUGUCUUGGCUGUAAUUGCCAUAGGAGCUUCUGGUUUCUGGUGGUGCUGGCGUAAGAAGGAAAAGGGUAAACAUCCUUCCAUGGAGAUGUCUGGAUCCACAGCAGUCACUAAUUCGACUAGUGAGAAACUGCCAUCUGGACCAAACCAUUACACAGAAUUCUAUCCUGGAUCAGGUUACAUUGAAGAUCGUGAAAAUCCUGUAAAACCAACAGAUGAAAAUAAAGGACCUGACCAUGAGAGUGCUGAGGUGGAAUAUACUGAAGUUGAAGUGUCAACGCCUCAUCCUUACAAAGCUCCUGUAAAGAAGGGGACUGAUACAGUAUAUAGUGAAAUCAGAAAAGCUAAUAAUGAUUCUGGGGAAAACAGACACUCUAGAAUAGAAGGUUCUCCAGAUGCCACUUAAAAGAUUCAUCGGAAACAUCAACUGCUGGGAGA
Molecule: messenger RNA, 2476 nt
Organism: Gopherus evgoodei (Goodes thornscrub tortoise)
Lineage: Eukaryota; Metazoa; Chordata; Testudines; Testudinidae
Gene: PECAM1
Product: platelet and endothelial cell adhesion molecule 1
Biological process (GO): cell surface receptor signaling pathway
Molecular function (GO): transmembrane signaling receptor activity
Source: RefSeq, a predicted model, not a curated record